Trematosphaeria pertusa is the source of this 2081-nucleotide messenger RNA. Its product is annotated as cytochrome P450. The transcript has 3 exons. Gene Ontology annotation, molecular function: heme binding; oxidoreductase activity, acting on paired donors, with incorporation or reduction of molecular oxygen; iron ion binding. NCBI's taxonomy places the organism in Eukaryota, Fungi, Ascomycota, Dothideomycetes, Pleosporales, Trematosphaeriaceae. The coding region runs from base 245 to 1813 and encodes 522 amino acids. The record is from RefSeq and is a predicted model, not a curated record.
GCUUCAAGCUUUUGAACCAGCCAGACGGUACCCCGACCCGGACUUACGGUUUUAACUCCAUCGGAACGAUUGCGAGGUCUAGGUUCCCCGAAUCCAGCCCUCGCGUUGCUCGCGUCGAGCUUAUCUGCAUACAUCUGCGCGGGGCGGUUGGGCAAGGCGACCCCGAGUGCAUUAAGAGAAGCUUAAUUCGCCGCCAAUUUUCCGUCUACCUAUUCCUAACCUAGAUUACAUUCUCCCCGUCGCGAUGGCUAGCCCUACACUUCUCUCCAGCGUCGCCGUUCUGCUCGUCGCCUACCUCAUCAAGAAGCUUGCCUUCACGCAGAAAAAGCUCCCCCUUCCACCAGGCCCCAAAGGCCUCCCGAUCCUCGGGAACAUACCCGAUCUCCCGCCCAAAGGCGAGCCGGAAUGGAAGCACUGGCUCAAGCACAAGGACCUCUACGGGCCGAUCAGCUCCGUCACAGUCCUCGGCCAGACGAUCAUCUUGGUCCACGACUUGGACGCCGCGCUGGAGCUGCUCGAUAAGAGGGGCGGCAAGUACUCGUCAAGGGGCCGCAUGGUGUUUGCGGGUGAAAUGUGCGGGUAUAACGAGCGUAUGCCGUUCUUUCCCUAUAAUAAAACGUUUCGCGCUCAGCGCAAACUUGCGGGCGGGCAGCUGGGGACGAGGAGCGCGGUUGCGAGGUUCUAUGACGCUAUGGAUGUGGAGGUACGGCGCUUCCUGCUGCGGACGUUGGAGAAGCCCGAGGAUGUGAUUAGCCAUCUCGAAACCGAAUCCGGCUCUCUCAUGCUGAAAAUGCUCUACGGAUACACGCCCUCGCCGCACACCCCCGACGCACUAGUCCGCCUGAUCAACAAAGUCAUGGAAGAAUUCAGCGCGGCCGUCGUAGUCGGCGCCUGGAUGGUCGACGUGCUCCCCUGGCUGCGCCACCUCCCCGACUGGUUCCCCGGCACGCGCUUCAAGCAGACCGCGCGCCAGUGGCGCAAAGACUCCGACGAGUGCAUGAACGUGCCCGUCGCCUUCGUCACGCAGCAGAUGGCGCAAAACGCCGCAAAGCCGAGCUACGUCGAGCGUCUGCUCCGCGCCAACCCCGCGGACAAGACGCACAUCGAGCAGAGCGCCGCCGCACUGUACGCCGGCGGCGCGGACUCCACCGCCGCGGGGCUGAGCUUCUUCUACCUGGCCAUGACGGCCUUCCCCGACGUCCAGCUCAAGGCGCGUGAGGAAAUCGACCGCGUCGUCGGCUCCGCGCGGCUCCCCGGCUUCCAGGACCGCGAGAACCUGCCGUACGUCGAUGCUGUGGUCAAGGAGACGCUGCGCUGGCACCCGCUCGCGCCCGUGGGCCCGCCGCACAUGAGCGACGAGGAAGACGAGUUCCGCGGAUUCCGCAUCCCCAAGGGCGCCAUGGUCCUGCCGUCUAUCAAGUGGUUCUCCGCGGACCCGGGCGUGUACCGCGAGCCGGAGGCUUUCCGACCAGAGAGGUUCCUCGGACCGGAUCCUGAGCCCAGUCCGAGCCAGUACGUCUUCGGGUUCGGGAGGCGCAUUUGCCCUGGCCGGCUGCUGGCGGAUGCGAAUAUGUUCCUCGCAGUUGCGCAGAGUCUGGCUGUGUUUGAGAUCGGGAAGGCGGUGGAUGCGGAGACGGGGGCGGUGGUGGAGCCGGUGGUCGGGACGACGGCGGGGCUGGUGGCUCAUCCGUUGCCGUUUCGGUGUAGGGUUGUGCCGCGGAGUGCGGAGUGUGUGGCGUUGAUAAGGGGGAUUGAGGUUGAGCAUCCUUGGGAGGAGGGGGAUGCUAAGAUGCUUAGGGGGCUUAGUGGAUAGGAGUGAGGGCUUGGAUUCUUCAUGGUCAGAGACACCAGAGAGCGAGUGGUUUGCGGUACACGUCUGCGGAUUGUGGGUUCGUUAACAGCAGUGACUAGGAGAAAUUGUUCUUGGAGAAGUCCCCACGCAGUAUGACUGUGUCCUCGGCCAGUCCUUCUCAUGCGAUGUACGGCGCCGAAACUGGCACUUUCACUGCAGGCAGCAUCGCUAUUCUGGCUCCUCACCGCAUCCAUCCAUUCUCGCUCGAAACUCUCAAGCAGGGAACGGC